UAUGAUUUAUGCUUCUCCAGGUCUCUGCGGUAAGAGACAGAAGAGCAAAAAUCUGUCGCAGAGAGGAGAGCUGCAAUGAAGAAAAUAGUGAUUAAAGUUGCAAUCUACUGCCAAAUCUGCAAGAGCGAUGCGCUUAGUGUCGUUACUAAGCUUACAGGUAUUAACGAGAUAUCGGUGGACGAGGAGAAGAGAACGUUAACAAUAAUAGGAGACGUUGAUCCAGUGUUGGUAGUUAAAAGACUUAAGAAAAAAAGAAAGUGUCCACAGUUGGUGAGUGUUGGACCCCCGAAGCCACCGGAACCGAAGCCAGAGCCAAAACCAAAGCCAGAGCCAAAACCAAAGCCGUCGCAACCCGACCCUCCUUGUCCCUGCCUUCCUCCGUCAUGCAAGAACUGUGAGCUUGUUGCGGUGGUCAUCACACCCUAUGAAGGCUGGACGUGUACCAUCCUAUGAGGAUCCCAAUCACAAAUAUAUUUGCUUCUUUCUCCAUUGUUGGUGUUCAUUUGUUUUGUGUUAAUUACAAAUUUUCCCUCAAAACCUAACUCAGGUUUUGACUUAAUGUCUACAAAAUAAAUUAUAAUAUUAUCCUUAACUAUUUUCACUUAAAAAAAGUAC
Mangifera indica (mango) is the source of this 615-nucleotide messenger RNA. RefSeq names its product heavy metal-associated isoprenylated plant protein 43-like. NCBI's taxonomy places the organism in Eukaryota, Viridiplantae, Streptophyta, Magnoliopsida, Sapindales, Anacardiaceae. The record is from RefSeq and is a predicted model, not a curated record. Gene Ontology annotation, molecular function: metal ion binding. The transcript has 3 exons. The coding region runs from base 76 to 453 and encodes 125 amino acids.